AUGACUGGGCAGCCCCCGAUUUUAGAAAGAGUGGGUUCUCCGGUGCACCAUAUCCAGACUAGCUUCGUGAAGACCCUGACGGGCAAGACCAUCACGCUCGAAGUCGAGUCGAGCGACACCAUCGACAAUGUCAAGUCCAAGAUCCAGGACAAGGAGGGCAUUCCGCCAGACCAGCAGCGGUUGAUCUUCGCCGGCAAGCAGUUGGAGGAUGGCCGGACGCUGAGCGACUACAACAUUCAGAAGGAAUCGACUCUCCAUCUCGUCCUCCGUCUCCGUGGCGGUAUCAUCGAGCCGUCUCUCAAGGCUCUGGCUUCCAAGUACAACUGCGACAAGAUGAUCUGCCGGAAGUGCUACGCACGCCUGCCGCCGCGAGCAACCAACUGCCGCAAGAAGAAGUGCGGCCACAGCAACCAGCUCCGCCCGAAGAAGAAGCUAAAGUAG
This is a messenger RNA of Coniosporium apollinis CBS 100218, 441 nucleotides long. RefSeq names its product ubiquitin-60S ribosomal protein L40. Gene Ontology annotation, molecular function: protein tag activity; ubiquitin protein ligase binding; structural constituent of ribosome. The record is from RefSeq and is a predicted model, not a curated record. Gene Ontology annotation, biological process: protein ubiquitination; modification-dependent protein catabolic process; translation. The coding region runs from base 1 to 441 and encodes 146 amino acids. Lineage: Eukaryota; Fungi; Ascomycota; Dothideomycetes. Gene Ontology annotation, cellular component: cytoplasm; nucleus; ribosome. The transcript has 4 exons.